Molecule: messenger RNA, 708 nt
Organism: Phytophthora infestans T30-4
Lineage: Eukaryota; Oomycota; Peronosporomycetes; Peronosporales; Peronosporaceae
Product: DNA-binding protein, putative
Exons: 1
Coding region: 1-708 (235 amino acids)
Molecular function (GO): DNA binding
Source: RefSeq, a predicted model, not a curated record
AUGCAGGACGCAGCGCCCGUGGCGUCGUCGGCUAGCGACAAGCGUGGAUACAAGCUUAGCCACACUGUGCCGACCGAGACGUGGGAGAAAGCCAUUGCGGCGGUAGAACAGCAGGGAAUGAGUCUGCGCGCGGCCGCCAAGUUGUAUGGUGUGCACUUCGCGGCGCUACAUCGACGUGUAAAAAAGCGAGCGCAAAGUGAAAAGACAAAAGGCACGACCGGGUACUUCCACCCUAGUGAUGAGGCUGGUAUCAUGCGCGUGGUCGUGGCUCGUGCCGAACUGGGUGUGCUGAUGACUUUUGACGAGUUGAUGAGGCUGGUGGAGGCCGCAGCGCUGCGAAAACUGCCAGACAUUUCGAUGGAUUCGGCACGGAAGCUGUUAACGCGCUUUCAGUCCCGCAACGAGAUGUCGAUCCGCCAUAUUAUCGAGGACUGGCCUCCACCUCGGCCUGCAAUUGAUGCGGCAAUUGGUGAUCAGCAUCAGCCUUAUUUAGGACAUCCAGGCUUUGAUUUCAGGACAAAACCCACAGGAACGCGAGGGACGUCCACGGCGGCAGCAGUUGUAACAGCGACGUCGAAAACGCUCUUUGUUCCCCCAAUACGCUUAGUGCCGAGCACCGUCAAUUAUGGAUACGAACCCACGAGUCCUGGGGUGCGGCUUACGGACACUAUGAGGGCGAUGGAACUUGAAACAACGAAAAUGAUGUGA